AUGGAGCGGCUCGUGCUUUUGGAUGAUGAUGACAGGAAUGAUAGACGAUUCAACACAGAUAGGAGUAAAGGGAAUAACAAUGGUACAGAUGAUGGAAACGAUGAUAAGAGACGACCAAAUGAUGAUAAGGACAAUAGACCAAGUGGGAGUGGAAGGGACAAACACAGGAAUCGCUACGAUGACAGGGACAGGUACAGGCCUGAUUAUUAUGACAGGUUCUUAAAAAGAGAUCCUUACAGAGACAGAGAGUAUGACAGAGGAUACGAUAGAGGGUAUGAUAGAGGGUACUACGAUGACGGAUACAGAGAAAGAAGGCCGUUAUUCGAGAGAUAUCCUGAUAGAUAUGAUGAUCCGUACGCUGGAAGAUACGACGGGUACGGAUACCCAGGGUAUAGAAGACAGUCGUAUGACGACAGAGGUGGUGCUCCGGCGUACGAUGAUGGCUAUGGCGGAUAUGGACCAGGUGUUGGAAGAGGACCUCAUGAUAGUUUCAGACCAUGGGACGAGACGUACCGCGGACAGGCGGGCUGGGACGCUGGCGGCCGGGGAUAUUAUUUCGCAUCAGGACGGCCUGACGCUGCGCCCGCAGCUGCCUGGUCAAGACCGGAAUAUGCCAGACCGGAGUCAACCGCAAGUGGCUGGCAGAACAUCGGCUACGGCACAGGCUACAGCACUGGUAACAGAGAUCCUGUGCAGUACCAAGGAUCCUACGGUUACGGCGAAAGCGGAUAUCGGCAGGGUCUAGUGGCUAGCUAUGGACAGGCUAGUGGAUGGCAAAAUGUCGGAGAACGGAGACCUUACAGGGAUCAGAGUGGCGUAAGCAACCUGGAUAAUAGGGACUACAACAGACAACCAUCCCACACAGACAGUCGUUACGCAUCAAGCAAUAGACAACCAAGCACGUAUGGGCAAUCAAACUACGGGCAAGGCCAGCCUAGUACUUACCAGUCUUCCAGCACGUUUACUAGCAGUAGUACUACACCUCAAACAAGCUACUUAUAUCAAAGAGCAGACGAACAAGUAACAACAAAAACAGAUGAGACGACCAAAACGCCAUCUUGAUUUCAAACUUUUUAAUAAUAUGUAAGUUUUUAUCAUGUAAAAUAUUGCGAUAAUUUUUAUGUGAUGCGAUAGUUUUUUAAGUGGAUGUAUUUAAAAUGUACAGUCGAUGAAAAGCUUGUUCUUUUUGUAUUAUUCAAUUAUUGCGAAAUGUAUAUCGUAACAAAUAUUUUCAUGGUUGAAAAUAGGAUCAUAUCACUGCCAAAGUCAAAAUACUAUGUGUCGAGAUCCUGAGUUUUUCUCGACUGUACGUUAUUUUUAGUACGUAAGGUAAUCUUUGAUAAUAUUCUUUUAUAAAUCGUAAAAUGUACUUAAUAAAUAAGAUAUAAGCAAAUGGCCGAGGUUUUUUGUGUAAUUCAGUCGCAUAGACUGGCAGUCUUCUAAACUGCAAAUUUUAAUGCUACCCGUGACUUAAGGCUACUGAUGGGUAAUUUUCCGGAAAAUUUCAAAUACUUAGUGGAGAUUUUUCCGGAAAAAUUCCCGUAAAAUUAGAAAAAAUUUAAAAAAUAUAAUUUUGAAGGCU
Messenger RNA from Hyposmocoma kahamanoa, 1582 nucleotides. RefSeq names its product FHA domain-containing protein FhaA. NCBI's taxonomy places the organism in Eukaryota, Metazoa, Arthropoda, Insecta, Lepidoptera, Cosmopterigidae. The coding region runs from base 1 to 1062 and encodes 353 amino acids. The record is from RefSeq and is a predicted model, not a curated record. The transcript has 5 exons.